ACACAUGAUUGUCUGCAUGAAUGUUGUUGUGUAAAGCUUGCAGGCGUUUUAGUUUCUAGUAGCUACAUUAUAUGAAUCAUGUAUAAAUUAAAUUGUAUAUUGUCCAAUUCUGUCAGGAAGGCUUGCCAACAAGUUGCUACCUCCCUGAGUGUAGAAGGCUCGAUCUGCGGAGUCGCCAGUCCCCAGAGAACAGUGUGCAUCAGUGCUGUCAGAUUACAAGACCCUGCCGGUCCCCCACCCACCCAAACUGAGAAUUGUUCAAAAGAGUUCAGCUUCCUCCCUCCGAUGCCAGGGCAGGACUCUCCGCUCAGAUGGGGGGGGAAGAAGUAUGACGAACUGCCGAUAGCACACAUUAAAGCUACCUAUAACAAUACACACAUCCAGGUGACCGACAAUGAGGGCAAGUACAUGGUCAGGACGUCCUGUGGAACUGAGGGCUUCCGGAAUGUUAAGAAGUCCACCCCUGUUGCCGCUCAGACAGCAGGCAUCGCCGCUGCCACGAAGGCCACAGUGGCGGGGGUGACGUUUGUCCGUGUGUUGGUCAAAGGACUGGGUCCAGGACGCUUGUCCGCCAUUAAGGGUCUGACCAUGGGAGGCCUAGAGGUUGUCUCCAUCACCGAUAACACCCCUGUUCCACACAAUGGUUGUCGCCCACGCAAAGCCAGAAGAAUAUGAACCCGGCCAUACCAUCUUGGACUGCAGGGGUCCAGACACCUUUUUGUAAUAUUGUAACAUGCUAAUAAAGUUGUGUAGUGU
Messenger RNA from Esox lucius (northern pike), 756 nucleotides. It is a transcript of the gene mrps11, whose product is annotated as mitochondrial ribosomal protein S11. Gene Ontology annotation, biological process: translation; ribosomal small subunit assembly; maturation of SSU-rRNA from tricistronic rRNA transcript (SSU-rRNA, 5.8S rRNA, LSU-rRNA). Gene Ontology annotation, molecular function: structural constituent of ribosome; mRNA 5'-UTR binding; small ribosomal subunit rRNA binding. The record is from RefSeq and is marked provisional. The coding region runs from base 79 to 675 and encodes 198 amino acids. Gene Ontology annotation, cellular component: ribosome; mitochondrial small ribosomal subunit. The transcript has 6 exons. Lineage: Eukaryota; Metazoa; Chordata; Actinopteri; Esociformes; Esocidae.